GUGUCAAAAUAUCUCACAGGAAGUUGGAGUGAGCAUCAGGAAAAUUGUAAAUUUUAUCAUUUUUCAGUGGUCUUUUAUCUAUUUCAAUAGUAUCAUUUGCUCAAAUCAACCCAGCAACUGUGAUAAAAGAUGACGGAACAACAGAUGGAUUGUGCGUUGGACCUGAUGAGACGUCUGCCACCGCAGAAGAUUGAGAAAAAUCUCAUCGACCUCAUCGAUUUGGCUCCGGGACUGUGCGAGGAUUUGUUGUCUUCGGUGGAUCAGCCGCUGAAGAUCUCCAAGGACAAGGAGACCGGGCGGGACUAUCUUCUGUGCGACUACAACCGCGACGGUGACUCAUACCGGUCACCGUGGUCAAAUACGUACGAUCCGCCUAUCGAGGACGGUUCGAUGCCCUCUGAGAGACUGAGGAAGCUGGAAAUCGAGGCGAAUCACGCUUUUGAUCAGUACAGGGAGAUGUACUACGAGGGCGGCGUCUCUUCGGCCUACUUGUGGGACUUGGAUCACGGAUUUGCUGGGGUGAUCUUGAUCAAGAAGGCCGGCGACGGUAGCAAGAAAAUCAAAGGAUGCUGGGACUCCAUUCAUGUCGUCGAGGUGCAGGAGAAGAGCACAGGGAGGACUGCUCACUACAAGCUCACUUCCACCGCCAUGCUGUGGCUGCAGACGAACAAGCAGGGCUCUGGAACUAUGAAUUUAGGUGGCAGUUUGACGCGACAGAUCGAACAAGAUGCCAAUGUGAGCGAGUCCAGUCCGCAUAUCGCCAAUAUUGGCCGGAUGGUGGAGGAUAUGGAGAACAAGAUUCGCAACACUCUCAAUGAGAUCUACUUCGGCAAGACGAAGGAUAUCGUGAAUGGUCUGCGAAGCACGCAAUCUCUGGUGGAUCAGCGAGCCAAUGAUGCCAUCAAGCAAGACUUGGCCGCCGCGAUUGCUCGCAGGAACAAGAGCGACAACUGAGAUUAGGCCAGAGAUUGGGAGGAUGUCUCUAUUUAUUAUCAAUAAUCCAUCUGUUAUAGACAACGCAUUUUUCCCAGGCCUCCAGAACGCGCUUCGUCAGAAAUUUUGCGAGAGUAUAGGUGGAAAUAGUAAGGAUGUCGUGUGUUUUGCAGGACCUCAGCACUAAUUUUAUGGUAAAAAAUUUUAUUUUUUCAUUCCUCGUCAUCAAAAUGGGACAUUCAUAAUUGCAAUUGCCUGAAAUUUUAUGUAUUUUAUACCCAUAAACUUCACGCAUUAUUUUCUCUGCUGCUAUAAGAAACAUUUAUACAUAAAAACUAUUUAAUUGUAACAAAUACAGCAAGAAGAAUAAAUUAUGAAUAAAUUGUUAAGAAAAGCCAAGUG
Phlebotomus argentipes is the source of this 1335-nucleotide messenger RNA. It is a transcript of the gene cpb, whose product is annotated as F-actin-capping protein subunit beta. Gene Ontology annotation, cellular component: cytoplasm; F-actin capping protein complex. The transcript is spliced from 3 exons. Gene Ontology annotation, molecular function: actin filament binding. The record is from RefSeq and is a predicted model, not a curated record. NCBI's taxonomy places the organism in Eukaryota, Metazoa, Arthropoda, Insecta, Diptera, Psychodidae. Gene Ontology annotation, biological process: regulation of lamellipodium assembly; cell morphogenesis; negative regulation of filopodium assembly. The coding region runs from base 130 to 954 and encodes 274 amino acids.